GUCCGCCGUUCAGUUCACACGUCGCGAACAGAAGCAAUCCCGCUCCAAAGUACCCAAGUUCGAGUGACUGGCUCAUCCCGAGUUUUAUCGGGAAAACAUUAACCCGUUGUUCUGGCACUACUGGAUAGUAAUGCCAGCGAAUGCCAACACGUCUGGCCAAUUUCGGGUAAUUGGAACGUGAUUUAUGUGGGGCAACGGAGUGCGGUUCCGAUUCCCAGUGCCCUAGCUGCUCGGUCCAGUCACCAGCGGAAUCCACUCAAUGCCGGGUUGAUAAGCGCCGCGAGCGUGAUAAGAGCGCCAAAAAGGCGCCAAGUCGUAAAUUAAGCGAGCUUCUGCUUCUGUUUCUGCCUCUGCCUCUGCCUCUGCUAAAACUAAAAUAGAAAUAGAAAUCGAAAUCAAAUCGGCACUGGCAUUGCCAUUCCGCGUAUCGCAAUAAUUAGUAUACGAUCAAAUCAAAUUAAUCAAAGCCAAUAUUAAAAGUAUAAACAGAGCGUCGAAGAAGUACGAUGUCUAAGCGUGCGAGCUUAACCCAUGACAGCCCGGCGCUGGAACUGGAGCUGCCGUUGCUGGCGCCGCAGGAGCGGAGUCAGCGGAGCAGGAGCGGAACAAUUCCUUUGUGCAUUAUGCACGACUCCGGCAAGCCGUCUCCCGCAACCAGCCCCACCAUCCCGCCCAAACAGCAGGCAGCGACGGCCCAGUCGCCGGCGGCGGCGGCGGCUGUCAGCGGACUGGUUCCGGCGGACGAUGAGGACGAGACCGACGUGAUCGGCGACCUGAUGGGCCACUACGGCAAGUGGCAGCUGCUGAUGACGGUGCUGCUGUCGCUCUUCCAGGUCCCGAAUACCUUCCACAUAUCAUCUUCCAUCUACCAGGCGGCCAACAAGGACUUCUGGUGCCAGCGACCGGCGCAAUUCCAGCAGAUGCCGGUGGCCAUUUGGCGCAACGUGAGCGGCUCCGUCGACAACUGCCAGCGAUGGGCGGGCAUCGACUGGAGUCAGGUGGGCAAUGAGACCACGCAGCCAUCGGAGUGGAAGAUAUCAAUGGAGGUGGACAGAAAGAUGGUGGCCUGCGAGAAGUGGGAGUACGAAACCAACGACAACGUCGGGAACACCUGGACAUCGGAGUGGGAUCUGGUGUGCGAGAAGGAGCACCUGAAGAACGUGGCCGAGAUGUUCUUCCUGCUGGGCGUGGCAACAGGUGGCAUUAUCUCCGGAUAUUUAUCGGACAAGUUCGGCCGCAAGACAAUGCUCUUCAUAUCGGCCGUGCUGCAGACCAUAUUCGGUCUCUGGCUCUAUAUUUGCAACUCCUUUGAGCUUUAUUUGACACUUCGCGCACUGCUGGGUUUGGUAUCCGUAUCGGUCACCUACUCGGGCCUUAUCCUGGCCAUCGAGUAUGUGGAUGGCAAGUGGAGGACUAUUGCCGGGAUGUACAACCUCUUUCCACUGCCAAUUUCCUAUAUGAUUAUCUCGGGUCUGGCCUAUCUCACUCAGGAUUACCAGCGCCUGCAGCUGUGCAUCGGAAUUCCAGGGAUCUUCUUGUGCUUCCUCUGGUUUGUGGUCCCGGAAUCGCCACGCUGGCUGCUGGUCAAGGGUCGAAUCGACGAGGUACGUCGCAUCAUCGAGGCGGCCGCCAAGUUCAAUGGUCGCCAGCUGCCCGCCGAUUAUCAGCUAACGCCGCCGACGCAGGAGAGCAGCUCACAGGACGUCACCUACUUGUUCCGCUCCAGCUACCUGCGUCGCAUCUCCAUCUGCUUCUUCUGCAUCUGGUUCACCAUGAAUCUGGUCUACUACGGCAUCAUUCUCAACAUGAGCUCCUUCGGCGGCAAUGUCUACUUGAAUUCGGCGCUAGCUGGCCUAGUCGAAAUACCCGCCAUCGCCGUGGCCAUGUACAUCAUCACCAAGGUGGGCAAGAAGUGGCUCUUCUGCGCCACUUUGAUCUGUGCCGGCGUCGCCUGCUGCUGUGCGGCGAUCACCGAGGGGCACGCGGACUUGCUCUGGCUGAAGAUCACAUUCCUGAUGAUGGGCAAGUUCACCAUUAGUGCGGGCAACACCAUAAUGCCGGUGUACACGGCGGAGCUUUAUCCCACGCCCAUACGCAAUGUGGGCGUGGGUGCCUGCAAUGUGGCCGCCGGUCUGGCCCUGAUCCUCACUCCCUAUCUGUCACUGCUGAACAAGAUCGAGGGCCACCUGUUGAUGACCCUACUGACCGCCUGGAGCAUCUUCGGCGGCUUUGUGGUGCUCUUCCUGCCCGAGACCGCUGUGCGUACGAAGGCCACCAACCAGGGAGGCGAAAAUGCCAAUGCCAAUGCCAAUGUCAAUGCCAGUGCCGCCAAACAGGUGUAAUGACCGCUGUGGCCAAUCCCAACCUGCUAAGCCACCCCAGGAACAAAGUAUUUUGGCUGGUCCAAAGUAUGCCGAUUUGAAGUCAGAUUAGCCAUCGCAGCUGCUGUCUCUCUUAACCCACUUAACCCCUGACCUGCCAAGCCCCCCGACAUAUCCACCGCCUGAAGCCACCUCAAAUGUAUGGCAUCGUUUCGAUGAAAUGUCCAAGAGCAAUGCCAAUUCGCUAGAGAAUGUCAUAUGUCAGGCAGGACCUUGUUUGCGUAGCACGUAGUGAGUAUGUAUCUUAACAAUUAACUAACAGCAAUGGCUUGUAGCUUAUGUCAUAGUCUAAGUACUGAAAACACACACAACACCCAAAAUGUCACCAGAAGCACUCGAAGUAGCUUAAGUUCUUCGGUUUCCAUCGAAGAUAAUAGGGAGGUUUUUAAUUGUAUACCUCUGUCUGCAUUGCUUAAAAUCACUUUUAUUUUACCCUGUUGCUUAAUUUUAAAUUUCGUUUUAUUUUUGUAUUGUAAUAUUUGGCACCUCCCUAGGAAAAUUUUACCUGAUACAAAUUUUUCAAAUUUCCCAGUUAAAAACGCUGACUAUAAAGAUAACUACUUCUGUAAUGCUACUAUAAUUGAAAACGAAUCAAUGUUCGCACAGACAAACACAAGUCAAUGCAAAACUCAAAUUAUAUUGUUGUCAAUAUGACUUGACAAUAUCUCAACGUAUGCAUAAUCUCGUCGUCGUCGUUUUCUUGUUGUCUAUUAAUAAAUGUUUUCCAAAUACGAGAUCAAUUAAAAAGGAUAAAAAUCUUCCAGAGAAAAGAAAGUGUCAGAUUCAGAUUCAAGCAACAAAUUCUAAUCUCUUGUAAUUGUAGUCAAUUAAUCCUUAGUCUAUCCGUACCCCUAAACUUAUAUACAACAGAUCACUCAGUAAGUAACGGUCAAUUAUGGAUUUGUAUAUAUAUGUGUUUGUUUAUAGGGACACAGAACAUACAAGGAGUUUUAUUGUUUGGAGUCAUCAAAGAUUAUAUGUAUAUGAAAUGAACAAAAUAAAUUUCCAAUAUAAUGCAUUUAACAAUGUAUACAAUUAUGUGUAUAUGGAUAUGUGUGCGUUUGUGUAUGUAUAUGUUGUGAAAAAAAAACAAUCAAAUUAGAAGAAACAAACCUGUUGAAUUACUUGUUGUACUUACCUACCAAGUUGUUAUUUGCUCAUUUGUAUUUUGUAUUAUUUUCCGUAUUUUUAUUUCGCUUAUUUUAAGUUUAUUUUUGUUGCCUAUUGUACUUACCCGCUAGGAUCCGAUCAGCUUCGUUAUGUAUUUGUCAUAAGUAGGAGAUUUGUUUAAGCUUCAAAUAGACGGAAUACCCGAAUCUAAAACAAAAUUAAAUUAAUCGUUAAGGUGGAGAAAGCUCACUUGCUCAACACUGUUAAGCGAAACACUUGAAACAACUUGUUGUAAAUCAAAAUUACCAAAGCAAACGCAAUUAUAGUGUCAAAAUAAAUCAUAUAAAUAAAUAAAUAAAUAAUUGAAA
Drosophila elegans is the source of this 3859-nucleotide messenger RNA. Its product is annotated as organic cation transporter protein. Bases 507 to 2342 code for a protein of 611 amino acids. Lineage: Eukaryota; Metazoa; Arthropoda; Insecta; Diptera; Drosophilidae. The record is from RefSeq and is a predicted model, not a curated record. Gene Ontology annotation, cellular component: membrane. Gene Ontology annotation, molecular function: transmembrane transporter activity. The transcript is spliced from 7 exons. Gene Ontology annotation, biological process: transmembrane transport.